Molecule: messenger RNA, 2190 nt
Organism: Spodoptera exigua (beet armyworm)
Lineage: Eukaryota; Metazoa; Arthropoda; Insecta; Lepidoptera; Noctuidae
Source: the annotation of a GenBank genome assembly
AUGUAUGGACCCGUCAGGGAUGAUGUUAAAUGGGACAAUAUAGAUUUGGACAAUUUAAUGUACCCAAGGGGUGAUAAGCGCAAGCUGUCUAUCCUGGCGCGCGCGUGGCAACAGUACUACGAGUGCUCGGCGCAGCAGGAGGACGCGCUGCCGGCGCCGCGCCUGCUGGCCAACGUCAUCAUCAUGCUGUUCCAGGGCGCCGUCGCCCGACUGCCCUGCGACCUGUGCACCGAGCCCGACAGCGUGGACCGCCUUGUAUGGAUGUACUCCAGGGGCAGUGACGAAAUCAACAUGACAACAUCAAUUGAAGACUUCUCGGAGAUCGAAAGCUAUGACCGGCUGUCGAUGGAAGGUAAGGUGAUGACGAUAUACAACGUGAUGCCAGAGGACGAGGGCGUCUACUGGUGCAGGGAUGGAGACGGCCACGGGGGGCUCGUUAUCGUCGAGGUCGUGGACAACGAGAGCUAUACUGUGGUAAAGCCGACGACCUCCCGGGGCCCGCACCCGGUGGCCGCGGAGGCGUAUGAGGGAGUGAUCCUGUUCACUCAGUGGUCGGAGUGGAGCGAGUGCAGCGUCUGCGACAAGGUUGGCCGGAGACAUCGGUAUGGGAUCUGCUACGUCAAUCUCGACCAGAACCUUAUUGCAGACUACUUACUCGACUCCGAGAAGACGGCGGCCCGAAUCAAGUUAAUGGAACUGGACGAUAAGCUCAUUGAUCUGUUUCAAGGCGGUAUACCGUGUCGCUCGCAGUACUUGCCGCAGACGAUGAAGGCGCUCGACUUCAUACAGGAACGUCCCAGCGAAAUUAUGAUUGCCAUGUUGAUAAUAUAUAAUGUAAGAUGCGAAAAAAACUAUUAUAUUCGUAGGAAAGUAGAAGAACUCGACAAUAGGAGUAAGGAAAUGUAUGGACCCGUCAGGGAUGAUGUUAAAUGGGACAAUAUAGAUUUGGACAAUUUAAUGUACCCAAGGGGUGAUAAGCGCAAGCUGUCUAUCCUGGCGCGCGCGUGGCAACAGUACUACGAGUGCUCGGCGCAGCAGGAGGACGCGCUGCCGGCGCCGCGCCUGCUGGCCAACGUCAUCAUCAUGCUGUUCCAGGGCGCCGUCGCCCGACUGCCCUGCGACCUGUGCACCGAGCCCGACAGCGUGGACCGCCUCGUAUGGAUGUACUCCAGGGGCAGUGACGAAAUCAACAUGACAACAUCAAUUGAAGACUUCUCGGAGAUCGAAAGCUAUGACCGGCUGUCGAUGGAAGGUAAGGUGAUGACGAUAUACAACGUGAUGCCGGAGGACGAGGGCGUCUACUGGUGCAGGGAUGGAGACGGCCAAGGAGGGCUCGUCAUCGUCGAGGUCGUGGACAACGAGAGCUAUACUGUGGUAAAGCCGACGACCUCCCGGGGCCCGCACCCGGUGGCCGCGGAGGCGUAUGAGGGAGUGAUCCUGUUCACUCAGUGGUCGGAGUGGAGCGAGUGCAGCGUCUGCGACAAGGUGGGCCGGAGACAUCGGUACGGGAUCUGCUACGUCAACCUCGACCAGAACCUUAUAGCAGACUACUUACUCGACUCCGAGAAGACGGCGGCCCGAAUCAAGUUAAUGGAACUGGACGAUAAGCUCAUUGAUCUGUUUCAAGCUUUCCCGGGCGGUAUACCGUGUCGGUCGCAGUACUUGCCGCAGACGAUGAAGGCGCUCGACUUCAUACAGGAACGUCCCAGCGAAAUUAUGAUUGCCAUGUGUAAGGUGCCAUGUGCCGAGACAAGCUCACUUCAAAAUCUCGACAGUUUGUUCGACAUAUACCCAGUAAACUACCAACUUCCGAAACAGCCGCCUCCUCCCGUCAGCAAAACUAUAUUCGCUAACUUAGGACAACGGGUCACUCUUCGAUGUCCGGGUACAACGCUGCGCGACGUGCCGGUGCAGUGGCGCGUGGGGGGAGUGGGGGCCGGCGUGGGAGGCGGCGCGCUGGUGGCGCGGCAGGCGUGGGCGGCGGGCCGCGCGCACGUGGCCGCGCGGGGACACCUCGUGCUGCACGCCGCGCUGCUGCACGACCACAACCUCUACAGUUGCUGGCAGCGCGACAAGGUGGCGGGGACGGUGAAGCUGGUCGUCUGCGGCGGCUGGCAGCGACACGCCGCGCUGCUGCUGGCUGUGGCCGCCGCCGCGCUGUUGCUGCGCCUGCCGCGCCCGCGACGCUAG